Molecule: messenger RNA, 1279 nt
Organism: Conger conger (European conger)
Lineage: Eukaryota; Metazoa; Chordata; Actinopteri; Anguilliformes; Congridae
Exons: 6
Coding region: 440-790 (116 amino acids)
Source: RefSeq, a predicted model, not a curated record
AUCGCGACGAAUGACAGUCCUUGGCAUUUAUUUUUAUUUUUCACCCUUUGAGUAUUCAUCAUGAGUUUGAAUGCGACCGACUGUUCGAAUGGUAUAAUAACAUAAAAGCAAAGGAAUGUUCUGAGCUUCAGAAGUCUCAGCACUUCGCUCGGGGCUCCGCUGCUACGGUCUAGUGGUGAUCCAUACACAGAAACACACACACACACACACACACACACACACACACAAACGCACGCACACACGUCCCGAGGAGAGCUCAUCGAUUAUUUGGGUCUGCUGUAAUACGGUUUUGAGCCGCAGUCCACACACUGCGAGCUCCCGCCCGUCUGUCCGCGUGAAGCUCAUAGAACUGCAAGAGAACCGAGGAGAACCGGAGACCCUGGACUGGCACAACUAAGUGACAGCGCGAUGCUCGGGCGGGCGGAGAGAGAGUGAGGUCAUGGGCUGCACCUCCGCCAAGCAGGUGUCGGCCGUGCCCAGCGACGAGGAGGGCCGGGCCAAGGCCUACAGCAACGGGGACCUCUUCACCGAUGAAUACAAGAUGAAGGGAGUGGAGGAGGUAAAGUACAUGCGUGGAGGAGCGGAUGACAGAGUGAACGCACGCAACCAAGAGAACCUGGAGAAGAGCGCCGUGGCAUUCAGGAACAAACAGCACAAGGAAAUCCCAGGAGGCAACACUAACAGGACCAAUAUCCACACGUCAGAGAGUCAGCAGGAGUUCUUCCGGAUGCUGGAUGAGAAGAUUGAGAAGGGACGGGACUACUGCUCGGAAGAGGACGACGUGACAUAGCGUGGCGACCGCGGACUGCUACGGAAAGUGUGUGUGUGUGUGUGUGUGUGUGUGCGCGCACGUGCGCGUAUGAGUUCUUUCUGCCCACAGACUGUUGAAGGCUGCCCCUGAUGUCACGGUGCCUCUUUGCUCCAGGAACCCACGGGGAGGGGGAGGGGGGGUACGUCACACGGACUCACAGCAGCAAGACGUGUCCCUCUCCGGCCGAAAGAGCCUCAAGAGCCACCCCCAACCCCACCCCCCCCCCCCUCCCAAAAACAAAACAAAGUCUUUAACAUUUCCUCAGUCCAGCACAGGAACACCGCUUAACACGCCUCAGCGUGUGCCAUUGUGUGUGUGAGUGGCACCUCUUCCCCCCCGAGCUCAGCGCCAGGAGGGAGCGCCGAACAGCCGGAACGGGCCGGGCCCUUUUCACCCCCUCCGCUCCCAAACCCCGCUCCCCGCGCUGCCAGAGGGAGGUUGCGAGGAGAGACGGGUGGGCCCCCCCCC